Cydia amplana is the source of this 1947-nucleotide messenger RNA. RefSeq names its product RAC serine/threonine-protein kinase (gene Akt). Gene Ontology annotation, biological process: protein phosphorylation. NCBI's taxonomy places the organism in Eukaryota, Metazoa, Arthropoda, Insecta, Lepidoptera, Tortricidae. Gene Ontology annotation, cellular component: cytoplasm; nucleus. Gene Ontology annotation, molecular function: ATP binding; protein serine/threonine kinase activity. The record is from RefSeq and is a predicted model, not a curated record. The transcript is spliced from 7 exons. Bases 421 to 1947 code for a protein of 508 amino acids.
AGACAUAUGGUACUAAUUUGUCAAAAUAGGUUACAGUCCGACUACGUAAAAGAGUCCGUGUCAAAUUUUAGAAACUAAUCGGCUCUCUCUGUCUCUCUUGUAGGUUUCAGCGCACCAAAGCGCUUGUUAUCGUGUUCCAGACAUUAUUUUGUAAUUUAUCCGCAUAACUUACUGCAAGGCUACGUCGCUUACGUGCGUGUCGUUUUCCGUGAGGAGAAAUACGUCGAAAUCAGUGCAUUAUUGUUUCCUGAAACGUGAAAAUGUGUAGUCGCGCAGUGCGCGGGUCGAACCAGUCUAGGUGAAAGACCCGGGCAAGUCGGGAGUCUAGCUCGUGACGAUCCGCGACGGGGAAACGUGGUGUCGAACUAGCACGGCGGCCGUCGGGCGUCUGUUAUCAAACAGGGCUCGGGCUCGGGCGGCAUGGCCGAGGCGGCGCCCGGUGCCGUCGGCGAGGAGCCGGCUGGCAUCGUGAAGGAGGGCUGGCUGCAGAAGCGCGGCGAGCACAUCCGGAACUGGCGCGACCGCUACUUCGUGCUGUUUGACAAUGGGGACCUGGUGGGCUUCAAGGCGCAGCCGGAGCGGCGGCACUACCGCGACCCGCUGAACAAGUUCACGGUGCGCGACUGCCAGAUCAUGGCCACGGACAAGCCGCGGCCGUACACCUUCACGAUCCGUGGUCUCCAGUGGACCACGGUCAUCGAGCGCAACUUCUCUGUGGACACCGAGAAGGAACGCGAGGAAUGGGUAGCGGCGAUCCGCUUCGUGUCAUCCCAGCUGAGCGCUGGGGGCCCCAGUGCGGGCUCGAGCACCGCACAAGACGCCGAGGACCGCGACAUCGCACAGCUCGGCACCAGCUUCAAGGACCCGCGCCGUAUCACAUUGGAAAAGUUCGAGUUCUUGAAAGUGCUCGGCAAGGGGACGUUCGGCAAAGUUGUCCUGUCGCGCGAGAAGGGCACCGGCAAGCUGUACGCCAUGAAGAUCCUGAAGAAGCAUCUCAUCAUCCAGAAGGACGAGGUCACGCACACGCUCACAGAGAACCACGUUCUUAAGAAGACUAAGCAUCCUUUCCUCACGGCGCUCCGCUUCUCGUUCCAAACGGCCGACCGCGUGUUUUUUUGCAUGGAGUACGCCAACGGGGGCGAGCUUUUCUUCCACCUCUCCCGCGAACGGUCCUUCACCGAAGACAGGGCGCGAUUCUACGGCGCUGAGAUCGUCAGCGCGCUCGGAUACCUGCACUCUGAGGGCAUUAUAUACCGCGAUCUGAAGUUGGAGAAUCUACUGCUGGACAAGGAUGGACAUGUCAAGAUUGCUGACUUUGGACUCUGCAAGGUGAACAUCACGUACGGGCGCACGACGAAGACGUUCUGCGGCACGCCCGAGUACCUGGCGCCCGAGGUGCUGGAGGACGCGGACUACGGGCCCGCCGUGGACUGGUGGGGCACCGGGGUGGUGCUCUACGAGAUGGUCUGCGGCCGGCUGCCCUUCUACAACCGCGACCACGAGGUGCUAUUCGCCCUCAUUGUAUCCGAAGAGGUCCGGUUCCCGCGGGCUCUCUCCGCGGCCGCGCGAAGCCUUCUCGCAGGCCUGCUCACUAAGGAGCCAGCAUCGAGACUGGGCGGUGGUCCUGAUGACAGCCAUGAGAUCAUGGCCCAUCCCUUCUUCGCCUCUGUUAACUGGGCGGAUUUGCUCGCUAAGAAGAUCCCGCCGCCGUUUAAACCUCAGGUGGAGUCGGACACGGACACGCGCUACUUCGACUCGGAGUUCACGGGCGAGAGCGUGGAGCUGACGCCGCCCGAGGCGGACGGCGCGCUGACGCGCAUCCAGGAGGAACGCUUCCCCGAGUUCUCGUACCAGGACAUCUGCUCCUCGGCGCACUCGGCGCUGUCGUCGCUGCAGCCGCUGCAGCCCCGCCAGCGGACCCCGCCGCAGCCGCCCGGCUGGGCCUAG